AUGUCGUACGCUGCUCGUGAGGGGAUCUGGUUGCGUCGGCUGCUGGCCGAUCUUGGUUUUGAGCAGACAUCGCCGACUCGUCUGAGGGGUGACAAUCAAUCGGCUAUCACUCUGGCCAAACACCCGGCUUUCCAUGCUCGCACCAAACACAUCGGGAUCCAUUUCCACUUCAUCCGAGAUCACAUUGCGGAGGGCACAAUCGAGAUGGUCUGGGUGCCCACGGGCACCAUGGCUGCGGACGUCCUCACCAUAGGGCUCGGGACUCAGAAGCAGUAUCAGUUUGUACACGCGAUGGGGCUUAUCGAUUCAUCGCGUGAAGGGGCGAGUUGGUGUGUUGGGAAUGAGGGUUAGGAACCGCGCGUUCUUUGGUAAUCUGUUUAAAAGCGCUCGUCUGUUCACUGAAGCCUGGCGAUGCGCACCAACCGUUGUCUUCUCUCCACGGUUGGAUUACACGCUCGUCAGGUACGCAUGUUUAGCUUCACAGCCACUUUCGUUGAAAUUAACUGACGGUUGGAUUACACGCUCGUCAGUCUCUUAUUGUCGGCAACCUCGUCAAAAACAUAUUGAAGGAAAACGGAACGAUACGUUUUUGCGGUGA
Molecule: messenger RNA, 598 nt
Organism: Microbotryum saponariae
Lineage: Eukaryota; Fungi; Basidiomycota; Microbotryomycetes; Microbotryales; Microbotryaceae
Source: the annotation of a GenBank genome assembly